UUUUGUAAUUAUUUUAAUCUUGGGGGACAUUUAAAUAGUCAAAUAAUCUCAUCAUUGUCAACGAAUCAUAAUACUACACGUUUAAUAGACUGGAUAAUUUUAAUUCACACAAUAGUAUAUGUGCUAAACAUCGUACAUUGUAUAUACACACACACGCUUGCUUAGCUCUUUAAAACCAUGGAUUGGUGCAUCAUAAGAGAUUUUAUUUUGACACUCUCCCUUUGGAACGUCUGCACAGGCACCGAUUUUGCUGGAGCUUCGGUUGAUGAGGCUGAGGAUGGAAAGCAAGGUGUUAUUAAUUUUAGCACACCUAGUCUGAGUGAUGAAGAGGCUCACAGUAUACACAUGCCAGCAGGACUCAAGUGUGACGGAUGUUUAGUCGUAGCAUAUCAGCUUGCAAGUGGGUUUAGCAAAGCUGAACGUGGAAAAUCUAAAAGACUGACAGAAUCACAAAUCUUUGAUGUAACAGAUACUGUGUGUGGUCGUAAAGGCUUUGAUCAAUAUGGUGUAAAGGAAAUAAAAGGAAAGAAACAACUAUCAGGUCCAGGAAUGCCAGCUAAUGAGUCCCCUGGUAUAAUGCAGGGUGGUGGUAAAUGGCCCACAAGAUUACAAGCUAUGUGUUCUAACUAUAUAGGAGAACUAGGAGAGGAAGAAGUAUAUGACGCCUACAGAGAAGACGAAACAUUAGUUAAUACCCUGUGUUAUGAUAAAGGAAUGUUUGGCUUAUGUUCUGGUCAAAAUAAGAAAGAUGAGUUGUAGAGAUCUCAAACACAUCAAACUUUAACAGUAAUCUAGGAAAAGGUUUAAUGUUAAGGUUAUUUCCAAAUUGAAAUUGGUUUGAACAAAAAAGAAGAUCCAAGUCUCCCAAUAUGGUUCAGAGAAAAUUCCUAAUGAAAGCUUUGAAAACGUUUAAGAUAAACAUUGAAUUAAAAGAUAAUCAGUUUUCAUAUGUCAUUAUCUUUUUAUGACAAAAGACUGUGUAUUGUAUUCAAUGUGUGCAAAGGCAAAGAAUUCAACAUUAUAGCUUUCUUAUGCAAUGUUUUUUUUAAGUCAUGAUUGACAAAGGAAUUUGAGGUUUUUUUUCAAAUCUAUGCUCAUUCAUAUUAAUUUCAAGUGCCAUUUUGGAACCCAUUGGCAUAAAUGACAAAUUAUUUCACAAAGAGCAUCACAGUUUUACAAACUGGUAACAACUAGACAUUUUUCUCAUGGCUUUUAUCAUUUUUAAUGAAACCAUAAAAUGCUUUAAUUUUAAAAGAAUGUGCUUUCUCUUGCCAUUUUGUGAGUUAUAGGUUCAUUAAGAAAGCAGGGUAGCAUUUUGUUUUAAAAAGUGUUUAAAUGUUAUUUUUUUUUUCAUUGAUGUUUUGUAUUUUAAUAAGUGUUGUUACUUGAAUUGUUUUUUGAAAAUUUUAUUGUUGUUUCAGAAUUGAUAUUAAAUUAUUUCGUGUUUGUUAUUUUGCAAGACUUUUAGUGGAGACGCUUUUCUUUAAGAAUAAAAGCAACUAGUGAAAUAAAUUUUACCAAAACCAGAUAUUUCACGAUUCUUUUUAUCGUUACAAAAUUAAAAUUUGGAGGUGUGGUAGAUUAUUGUCCAUCAACUAGAGACAUAUGGAUGAGUAUGAAAACACUUAACAAUAAGAUCACCAUCUGAUUUUAUACAGAUUCAAAUACCGUAACAUAAUAAACAUUUGAUACCACACUUAUAAUUAAUUUUAUUAAAAUUAAACUGUUCAAAUUGUACUAAAUUCCUAUAAUAUUGUUAUAUAAUGAAUCAGAGUUUGAAUGACAAAAAAUGUUGUAUAUAAUACAUAGUGUUUCAAUUUACAAUAAAUGCAUAAUAAUAUAUUCCAUUUAAAUCUUACUCACAUCUGCUUUUAUAUUGAUAUUCUACAAAGGGAGAUAACUUAGCAGUAUAUGUCAGUAAACAAGGCAAAAUUACCAAGAUAAGUAAUUAUCUUAUUUAGAAAUUAGGAAGCAUAUAACAACUUGACAAGAGCUAGUAAUAUUUCCUUUUCUGAAAUUCAGAUACUGUAUGCAAAUUGUACAUAUGUCUUUAAUAUUCUAUAGCAUUGGUCUUUAACUGCUGUGUGCCUUCAUAACCCACCUUUAUAUUGUAACUUGUUAUUUAUGAUGUUUUUAUUUUGUAUUGUUUACAAUAAAAUUAUUCAAUUA
Molecule: messenger RNA, 2169 nt
Organism: Mytilus trossulus (common blue mussel)
Lineage: Eukaryota; Metazoa; Mollusca; Bivalvia; Mytilida; Mytilidae
Product: marginal zone B- and B1-cell-specific protein-like
Exons: 5
Coding region: 178-759 (193 amino acids)
Biological process (GO): regulation of B cell proliferation
Cellular component (GO): endoplasmic reticulum chaperone complex; extracellular region
Source: RefSeq, a predicted model, not a curated record